AUGGCUCGACCAUUCGUUGCUGGCCACCAGGACCAGUUGAUGGAUGUAGCAUAUGAUUUCUACAGUAAAAGAAUGGCGACAUGCUCGGCAGACCAUACAAUUAAAGUUUUUGACAAGGUUGCAGACACAUGGCAGCUUUCUGACUCGUGGCGAGCCCACGAUGCCGCUGUAGUCAAGUUGUCCUGGGCUGGCCCAGAAUAUGCCCAGGUUAUAGCCUCUGCAUCACACGAUUGUGUGGUCAAAGUUUGGGAAGAAGACACAAGCGAGACGCCAGGCUCGGGAAAACGCUGGAAACGCAAGUACACGAUCUCGGAUUACGGCGGACCCCUCUACGAUAUUGAGUUUGGCUCUAGCUAUACUGGGCUGAAGCUGGCGUCAAUUGCUUCAGAUGGGUAUUUGAGGAUUCAUGAGGCCAUGGAUCCCAACAACCUUGGCUUCUGGACCCAGACCGCCGAGAUUCCUCUUCUUAACCACCCCACGGCAAGACAGCUGCAAUCAGCAUUUUCUCUAUCUUGGGCACGCUCUUUGGCACUAAAGGACUAUUUGGCGGUCAGUGUGUUGGAAGAUGCGUUUAUUUAUUGCAGAAACGAAGCUGGCAAGUACGUUCGGGUUGCAGAGUUGUCUCAGCACAAGGGAUUGAUCAGAGAUAUGCAGUGGGCCCCCAAUCUGGGUCGUAGUUACAACAUGAUUGCGACUGCAUGCAAAGAUGGAUACCUUCGCUUGUUCAAAGUUACCAGAGUCCCUGGAAAUGGUGAAGAACAAACUCUAAAUAUCGAUCUUGUCCACGAAAGUGCAGAUCAUAAUGGCGAGGUUUGGCGAGUAGCCUGGAACCUCACAGGCACUGUAUUAUCUUCUACGGGCGACGACGGAAAAAUCCGAUUCUGGAAAAGUACGUAUACGGGCCAAUUUCAAAAUGCGGCUGUAGUAACUAGUGAACAGCGCCAAAGAGAAGGUGCAGUUCAGAUAUAA
Wickerhamiella sorbophila is the source of this 969-nucleotide messenger RNA. Its product is annotated as Nucleoporin SEH1. Lineage: Eukaryota; Fungi; Ascomycota; Dipodascomycetes; Dipodascales; Trichomonascaceae. The record is from RefSeq and is a predicted model, not a curated record. Gene Ontology annotation, molecular function: structural molecule activity; protein binding. Gene Ontology annotation, cellular component: nuclear pore outer ring; Seh1-associated complex. The coding region runs from base 1 to 969 and encodes 322 amino acids. Gene Ontology annotation, biological process: positive regulation of TORC1 signaling; cellular response to amino acid starvation. The transcript has a single exon.